AACCUCUCGCUCGCCGCAGCGGUCCUCGAGGAAGCUGUGCAUGGAGUGCAUGAGUCAUCUUACGUGAUUGUGAUGGCGCACUCACCUGUUUUGCUCGACGUGCAGCUGCAGGUCGAUCGCUGACCAUACCUAUUGCAGCUGCAAGACUCCGUGUGUUCAAAUGAACUGUACCGACAUGGCUGGUGCGUGUGCUAUCUCCGCGGUCAGUACGCGGACACCCCAGCAGUACCGACGCACGUGUCGCUGUACGUCUGUCGCUCUGCGCUGCUUCCUCAACUUCGCCGGGCUCGUGGUCGGAGGUGGCUUCGCGGCCGGCGCCUCCCUUCGCGUGCGCGAGCGGCCGUGGUUGGUUAUCGUGAGGAAGUUGAACUGUAUGCUGAUCUGCAGCUUGAUGGGGAUGAGCAUCGUGCCGGGAAGCGGGGAUGUAGAGCGACCAGGGUCCGCUCGCAGCAAACACCGAGCGCCCUCCGAACGUUAUACUGUGCGAUCCUGCACAGGCACAUCUCUCUGUCAGAGGUCGCCGAGCCCCUGUUCUCUCGCGCUCCUGUCUGGAACAAGGCAGGUAUGUAUAGCCCAGCCAGUUCAGGCUGGGUCCCGUGCGCAGAGCCAGAGACAAUAGCCGCCGGACGAUAGCGUCCACCAAGACACCAUGGCAUUCUCCGAGGCUCUAAGUCCUAAAGCUUAAAGGCGCAAGGUCAUCACUCGCGUCCGCAUACCAGUUGAGCAAUCGGAGAUGUUAUUGAUAUCGAACGCAGCUCGCGAGCAGUGA
Messenger RNA from Rhodofomes roseus, 769 nucleotides. RefSeq lists its product as uncharacterized. Lineage: Eukaryota; Fungi; Basidiomycota; Agaricomycetes; Polyporales; Fomitopsidaceae. The coding region runs from base 161 to 619 and encodes 152 amino acids. The transcript is spliced from 2 exons. The record is from RefSeq and is a predicted model, not a curated record.